This is a messenger RNA of Mucor velutinosus, 1602 nucleotides long. RefSeq lists its product as uncharacterized. Bases 1 to 1602 code for a protein of 533 amino acids. The transcript has 9 exons. Lineage: Eukaryota; Fungi; Mucoromycota; Mucoromycetes; Mucorales; Mucoraceae. The record is from RefSeq and is a predicted model, not a curated record. Gene Ontology annotation, molecular function: CoA-ligase activity.
AUGAUUUUCGAAUCUAGCCUACCUGCAAGAGAGUUUCCUCACAUUACCUUGUCAAAUCUUUUGUUUGAAAAUAACAGCAAGUUUAGACCAAAUCAACCAUGCUACAUCGAUGCGGAAGACCGUUCUCAGCUAAUCACCUUUGGGCAAGUAAAGGACAUUGCAUAUAAGUUUGCUGCCGGUAUCCAGCGCAGAUUUCCCAAUUUCAAAAAGGGAGAUGUAAUCGCUUUUUACGCUGGAAACAACCUGACUUAUGCUGCUGCUGUUCACUCUCCCGUAAUUAUUGGCAAGUCGCAUUACAACUCUUAUACUGAUGUCGAAUCAGCUGCGGUCUGUCUGAGCACUGUCGAUGCCAAGAUAAUCAUCGCCAGUGUUGAUACCAUUGACAAUGUUUUGAAAGCGGCCAAAAUUGCUGGUAUAUGUUCAAGCAAUAUCUUUGUAUUUGGAGAUGAGGAUGUGCAAGGUUGCUUGUCAUUCAACAAGACCUUCUUGGAUCACAAUGACAAAGUUGUUCCCGCUUUAUGGACUCCUGAAGAGCUUGCAACAGCUCCAUGUUACUUGUGUUUUACUUCAGGUACUACCGGAAAGAAGAAGGCAGUGAUAUUAACGCACAAAUCUUUGACUAGUGCUCUCCUUUUAAAGGACGAUUGGAAUUUUGAUAAGGUUAAUAUGCUUACCCACACAGAUUUCCAUCAUGUCAGUGCCCUUUUAAUCACUAUCCACAUGAACCUGUUUCAUGGUUGCACUACCUACAUUCUCAAGGAAUACUCUUUUGAAAAGAUGCUGUUGGCUAUUCAAGCCUGCAAGAUCCAUGUCAUGGCUACUCAACCAUGGAUUGCCGCUGCAAUGGCAAAAGAACCUAUUCUCGAUGAGUAUGAUCUCUCUUCUUUCCAAUUAGCUGUCGUUGGAGGCUCUUGCAUUGACAAAGCUGUUUGUAUGACUUUUCACAAACGCCUUAAUGCAGCCAUCGUUUCAGCAUAUGGCAUGACGGAAUGCUUAAAUUUGCUCGAGUCAAGUGUCAUUGGGACCCUUAAAGGUGAGCUCGGUACGCUUUCAGCAGGCUUUUCUGCUAAGAUUAUCGAUGAAAAUGGCAAGCUAUUGGGAUACAACCAACCAGGAGAGUUGUGUGUUAAAGGUCCCACUUUGACUCCAGGAUAUUACAAUAGUCCAGAAAUCAAUGCGCAAGCCUUUGAUGAGGAUGGAUUCUUGCACACCGGUGAUCUGUUUCAAAUCAGUGAAGAUGGUCAAGUAACAUUUAUUGAUCGCAUAAAAGAUAUUAUAAAGUACAGAUAUCAUCAUAUUCCACCUCAAAAUAUCGAAAAUGUUUUGAUGCUUCACCCUUUGGUCACAGAUUGUGCUGCUAUUGGCAUCUAUUCUGAAGAGGAAACAAGCUGGGCUCCUAGAGCUUUUGUUUUGCUAUCAGAAAACAGUAGAGAUCACGACGAGAUAAAGAAAGAAAUCAUUGCUUUAGUCAACGAGAAGCUUCCAGACCAUAAACAGCUACGAGGUGGUCUUUUUAUUGUAAAAAAACUGCCAAGAACUUCAACUGGUAAAGUUGAGCGUCGCACACUCCGUUUGCCCAAUAUCGAUGAAUGGCUGUAUUAG